Molecule: messenger RNA, 1448 nt
Organism: Cuscuta campestris
Lineage: Eukaryota; Viridiplantae; Streptophyta; Magnoliopsida; Solanales; Convolvulaceae
Source: the annotation of a GenBank genome assembly
AUAUCUGUGCACGAUGGUGGAUAUGGACGGUUUCGGUUUUGACGCUCACACCAGAAACGGGAGUAGUUCCAAGACUCCGGUUGUGAAUGUUUCGGCUGGAUUGGGUGGCUCUGUUGGGCAGACCACUCCGAUCAAUGUUCCUUUUGGAUCGAGUGCGGCCGUGGGGUCCACUCCGAUCAUCACCUUUGUUGGAUCGAGCGCGACUAUGGGGUCCGCUCCGGUCACCUCGUUUAAUGGACCGACCGCGGCUACGGCCGCAACGGUCACCCCACUCGCACUGAAUAUGGCUUCGGCCAUACCGGUCAUUCCUUCACUUGGACCGAACACGGGUGUCUUCACAUCCGCACCUGUCGGACAUCCUACUGUCAUGCUGCCUGCGAACUCUGUCAAAGAACCGGAAAAGUUCACAGGUGUUGGCUUUAAAAUAUGGCAACAAAGGAUGUUAUUUUGGCUGACCACCCUCAACCUUGCGAGUGACGAGGGAAUGGGAGUCAGUGAGGCAUUCCAAGUGGCGGCGAUUAUCCAUGUGCUCCCGCCGGCUUGUGAUGAGUUUCGGAGCUAUCUCAAGCUCAAACGGAAAGAAAUGACUUUAGAACAGUUGCUUGUUCGUCUCCGGAUUUGUGAAGAGGGUCUCACUCGUGAGAAGAAAGUAGCUGUUGCUAAGGCCAAUGUGGUGGAGCAUCCACCCAAUAAGGGUUCUUCCAAAGGGCCCAAACCAAAUAAGGACAAGAAGAAAAUUGGUCCUAAAGGAGGCGCCGCGAAGACUAAGUUCGCAGGGAAAUUCUACAACUGUGGCAUUACAGGCCACCGUUCUUCAGAGUGCCGCAAGAAGCCCCAGAAGAAGAAGCAGAUGAAGGAAGAAGCUCUCUGCUCGGAGCUAGAUGCUAUGGAUCUUUGUGCGGUCAUGACAGAGGUCAACUUGAAGAUGAAGAAGAUGAAGAAAUUGGAGCUUGUUGAUGCCACAGUUGGCCUAUCACCGCCGACCUUCGUCGAACGCCGGCGAGCCAUGGUCGGCCGCCGUCUGCUUCCUUCUCCGGUGGCGUCAAUUGCAGCGGCCAAAGCCGCUGCUCACUUUCUUGUUUGGUGCGAUGCCCCCUUCCUGAAUUGUUGUGAUUUGUCUUCAAUUUAUAGUCCAAGAAUUCUUCCCGUUGGAGUGCUUGGGCGAACUUGGCGGAGAGACGUUGGAGCGUUGAAGAAGAUUGUCCUGCGAUCUACGAAGAGGAAGAAGUCGUAGACUUCUUUUUCUCUUUUCCCUUCCGUGCGUGAAAUCAAAUUGGGAUUUGGGGGAGAGAGAUGAGGGCCGAUUCUUUAGAAUUGGGUUUGGGCUCCGGCCCAAAUUCAAUCUCUUCUUUUCAAACUUGAAUUCUAUUCUGGCCUUUUGCUACAUUUUUCUCCAAAUAAAAUAAAAAUAAUAAAAUGUAAAAAGUGAUUAAAAACUACUAAUUAUG